CAUGGCAAAUUUCAAAUAUUCUCAUGGGAAAAACAUGAAGUUAAUAAAAACUGGGUUAUUUUUAUCAAAAAAUAGGAAUUUUUUUGAAGAACUAAUCAGAAAUUGAUGGUAAAAUAUAUCAUUUGACUCAUUGUCCGUGUUAUUCGCUUAUCCGGUCGAGGUCAAGUCCCGAGAAGCCCGGAUAAACGGCGCUCCACUGUAUCUCUAUUUUUAGUUGCGUUGCCGUGCGUCACAGAGUAUUUUUGGAGCAGCUAGCGCACCCUAAGACUCGUUAUCGCAUACAGUAUUUUCGGAGUGCAAUUAUAGGAUCCCCAGCAGUUCCUGAUUGUCUUGGACUUUAUUUUUCUUUUUAAUGAAACUGAUUAUACGCGGGGGCUCGCUUUAGCUGCCAUCUGACCGCUCGGGCUACAUAAUAUUUAUUGCCCGUGAUACGGUGCAAUUUGCUGUGCCCCAAAACGAAUCACCUUCUCUUGGGUCGAAUAUGGAUGAGAAGAUUUUUGUUGUUAUGAAGCUACGAAGCUUCUACGUCACACAGAGUCUUCCAAUCACGUUGUACAACAGCUUUCCACUACUAACAAUAAGAUGUGACGUAUAGUUCUGAUGCCCAUCAGUAAGUAGGCUCACUGCCACCUCCAAGUUGAAAACGGCACCUGAUCCGCCACAUCUACAAAAAAUCGUCACCAGGUCCCGAUCUGGCGUGAUCGUACGGCAUGGCCCGCAGCGUUUAUUACGUCCAGGAAACACACACACACGCAUAUAAGAGAUAAUGGGGAGAAAAAGAUCUCGCUGUUGCGCAUCGAUCCUGGCAACAGAAUGCGCAAAAGAAGACAACCGCGCACUGCGCCUUAUAAGACGCAUCGCACGCGCGCUCGUCUUCCAGUCUGCCUCAGGAUAGGUCCUCAGGAUGGACACCGUCUACACAAGCAAGCGAAUCUUUCUGAACAGUGCGAGCCUGCCGGCGGAAGUGUUCCCCGGUGGGAUCGUCGUUUCCGCCCACGACGGUAAGGUGACGCGCAUACUCCCCUCCUGGGCCACCGUUGAGCGAUACCUGAAGGACAAUGAAGGUGAAUAUGAGCACUUUGAUUUUGGCAAUUUGAUGCUCAUGCCGGGACUGAUCGAUACGCACGUCCACAUCAAUGAGCCGGGCCGUACCGAGUGGGAAGGCUUCCACACUGCGACCAAGGCGGCAGCAGCGGGCGGUUUUACCACGAUCUGCGACAUGCCGCUCAACUCGAUCCCACCGACGACGAGCGUAGCCAAUCUGCGCACCAAGGUGAAUGCGGCUCGCGGCAAGAUCUUCGUCGAUGUGGCGUUCUGGGGCGGGCUAGUGCCGGACAAUCUGCCCGAGCUGCGCCGGCUGAUUGCGGCCGGUGUGUUCGGGUUCAAGUGCUUUCUGUGCCCGAGCGGCGUCGAGGAGUUCCCGCACGUUACGGAGGAGCAGGUGAUGGCGGCGGCACGCCUGCUCGAAGGUACCGGUGCAGUGCUGGCGUUCCACGCCGAGGUAGAGUGUCAGCGGCUGCCGAGUGACUGCCCCAGACCGCUCGACCCGCACAAGUACCGCUCGUUCCUGCAGACGCGCCCCGACACGAUGGAACAGCAGGCGAUCGAGCUGGUCGCGAAGGUGGCCCAGCAGCACGACGUUCGGGCACACAUCGUGCACCUGUCCACGGCCCGUGCCCUGCCAACGAUAAGGGCGGCCCGGGCGCUCGGCGCUCGCCUGACGGUGGAAACCUGCCACCACUAUCUGUCGCUGGCCGCCGAGGACGUGCCGGACGCUCGCACCGAGUACAAGUGCUGUCCGCCGAUACGCGGCCGCACCAACCGGGAGCAGCUGUGGCGCGCCGUGCAGGCCCGGGACAUUGAUCUGAUCGUGUCGGACCAUUCGCCCAGCACGCCCCAGCUGAAGCUGCUCACCGACGGCAAGCGGCGGGGCAACUUCCUCGAGGCGUGGGGUGGCAUUUCCUCGCUGCAGCUCGGGCUGCCCCUGUUCUGGACCGGCUGCCGGCGGUACGGGCUGUCGCUGCAGGAGACGGUCCGCCUGCUCUGCACCGAGCCGGCCCGGCUGAGCGGGCUGGACCAUCGCAAGAGCCGGCUGGACGUUGGCUACGACGGGGACAUGUGUGUCUGGGAUCCGGAGGGCACGGUCACCGUCACGGAGGACAUGCUCGAGUUCCAGCACAAGGCGACGCCGUACCUGAACCGAACGCUUCAGGGCGUCGUGCAUGCGACGGUACUGCGCGGCUCACUGAUCUAUCAACGCACGGACGUGCCAGCUUUUGGGCCACCUUUGGGCAGUAUACUGCUCGAUGGUCCUAAGGCAGUAGUUCAACGAGAGGAGUUGAGCAAGAGUUCAACAUUGGCCGCAGGAAGCAUAUCGGUUGAAGAAUUGGAAGAUGAUGAUAUAGAUUUGUAAAAAGAAUACAUAUGCUAGGGUAGAAUAGCUAUAAGUAAUAAGAUAAGUCAUAUGGGUAAGAGGUAAACUUGAAUACACUGUUACAGACGGCACGUACAGAUUUCGUAACCACCUGUUCUGCGUCGAGCACGAUGGCGUUGAACUGUCAGCACACGAUUGCAGGGUCAUUGCGCCAAUCCGAUCCGAGAUUAAUUGAGCUGAGUGGAAAGUUUCCAGCCCUUGUUUUGGUUGGUUUUUGGUCAGUAGGUCGCCUUAUUGCCGGCUGAUAAGCGGGGUGCGACGACACAAACAGGCGUUGGGGCUUCAACGCAUAUGCGCUCGGGUGCGCGAAGGCUGUUCUUGAAAACUGGAAAAAAGGCGUAUUAAUAGCACCGAAAUGACCUGCGGUGUGACACUCUUCGGUGGGAGAUUUCCAUCAAAGCAGCAACGGACGUGCCUCCUCGUACGUGCGCGCGACAGUAACCUAUCUGCUGUAGCUCCAAUCAGGCAUUGCAGAAGCUGUUGAA
Messenger RNA from Anopheles arabiensis, 2919 nucleotides. RefSeq names its product allantoinase. Gene Ontology annotation, biological process: purine nucleobase catabolic process; allantoin catabolic process. NCBI's taxonomy places the organism in Eukaryota, Metazoa, Arthropoda, Insecta, Diptera, Culicidae. The coding region runs from base 905 to 2413 and encodes 502 amino acids. The record is from RefSeq and is a predicted model, not a curated record. Gene Ontology annotation, cellular component: cytoplasm. Gene Ontology annotation, molecular function: zinc ion binding; allantoinase activity; cobalt ion binding. The transcript is spliced from 3 exons.